AUGAAGCUGAGGUCAAGAAGAAUAAAAAAGAGAUGUCUAGUUCUACUGGUUCUUUUGUUUGAUCUUCUGCUUAUUUUGUUUGCGAGCCACACGAACAGAAUGACUGUGGUGAACAAGGUGGAUAUGGGCCGCCUGAAGUGGUUUGGAACAGGCACAAUAGUGGUGAAUGGAUUGGAGAUGUUCCAGAAUGUGAGUUUUUCGAGCGCAAUUGCAGAUGGAGAGGUGAUUUCCACGGACGUCACGGGCCAAGGGAGUGUUGUGGAUUCCAUACUAAGCCGUGUGAAUACCGAGAUAAGGGAAAUCCUGCUAAUUGACGCGAGAAGGCUUCGAGGACUGAACCGCACGGUUUUUCCAAGGUUUGAGAGGGAGAGGGCGAGACACAGCCUUGGAGCAGACUACAUUGAGGAGCUAGCCAAGGAUUUUGUCAGGAGAGUAGAUAAUGGAAGGAUCAGGUAUCCAGCGAAGAACAGCACAGCAAAGGAAUAUGUCAUGAGAGCCAAGUCGUUUGUAAAAAAGCAGACAAAGGGAGAAGAUGGCAGUGAGGUGGUCAGGCUGGUAAACAGGAUGUUCCCGACGAUUGAGGUGUCCUUCUACACAUACAUGGUGCUGGUUCUCCUCAAUAUUCGGGAGAUCAUUGUAGAUGACUUUGACGCUAUUGAAGAGGCCUUUAAAUGCGACAAGAUCUACAACAUUUCCAACGAUAAAAUAAACCAGCUUGGCGGGAUGAUCAUGAGGACCCGGGCCUUUAGUGAUGGGAUACCCGAGUGGGAUGCAUGCAGUGUGUGUCAUCGGGAGUUCACUGGAGAAGACCGCGCCAGCCUGCAGAAGCUUAUAUGCAACGAUGUUAUAUGCAGAAGAUGCUUAAAGCAGUCAUUCCUAUACUCGAACGACGAGUUCUGUAUGAAAUGCAGAGGGAAGUAUGACAUCCUAGACAUCACCCGUUUUAGGAGUUCUUUUGACUAG
Messenger RNA from Encephalitozoon cuniculi GB-M1, 963 nucleotides. RefSeq lists its product as uncharacterized. The transcript has a single exon. Lineage: Eukaryota; Fungi; Microsporidia; Unikaryonidae. The record is from RefSeq and is marked provisional. The coding region runs from base 1 to 963 and encodes 320 amino acids.